ACGACGAGUGCAAAAAAAAAGGAAGAAAAAAAAAAAAAAGAUGGAAAAGAGACUUUUUUUUUUAAAAGCCCCAUCUUGACUCUAUUUGACUUUGAUUUUUUCCUUCUUUCUCUCUCCCACUCUUUCUCCCACUCUUUGUCUCUCACCUUUUCCUUGCCUUCUUUCUUACACGCUGAUAUCUAAUCUCUUCUGGACACCUAAUCCUCCAUCUCUUGUUUCCUUCUCUCCCUCUCCCCACCCCUCUCUCUCUCUAGGUCGCUAUGCUGCCUUUUGACCUGGGCGGUACCUCUUCCUCGAGUAACAACAACUAUGAGGAUCCGAACAAUCAACAGCAGCAGCAACAGCAGCAGCAGCAACACAUUGAGGAUCCGUAUGGAUUCUUCAUCAACCAAUCCGUUCCUCUACCACUACCAUUCCUCGAAGACGAUACGUUCAUAUCGCAAUGGCCAUUGUUGAUGGAUCUUCCGCCACCUGACAACCCAAUGGGAUGGAACUACGAACUGGUCGUUGCGCAGCAACCGGUGCUAGGGAGACGUUGUGGAUUCGGCACAAAGGAUCGACGACCCAUUAGUCCACCACCGAUCGUCGAACUGCUGAUAACUACCUCCGACGGCAUGCGAGUCAAAGCAGAAGACGUCGAUAUCUCGUUUUUUGUGGUCCUAUGCGACAACUGGCAAGCGGACGGGAUGACCGAAGCGAAUGUGAUCGUCGAGCCUACGAAACGUAAUCUUGUCGGUAGUCUCGUCGCGUCAGCCAUCAAGCUGUAUAAUGUUCAGGGCCAGAUGGGGAUUUACUUUAUUUUUAGCGAUAUCAGCGUACGUCUUGAAGGGACAUACAGGCUCGGGUUCUCAUUAGUGGACGUGCGUUCACCAUGCAUGUCACCGGAUCAGUCGUCGAGCACACUAUCGAAAAUCUACACGGACGCUUUCACCAUUUAUCCUGCAAAGAGCUUUCCGGGCGUAGCACCACGGACGGAGCUUUCUCAAUGUUUUCUGCGACAAGGCGUGAAGAUUCCUGUACGGAAGGAAGAUGACAGCACAAGCGGCGGAAUCAGCAGCUGCAGCAGUAAAAAGAAACGACCUGCAAGUCUCGACGAAGACGCAGAAACUGGCUAACCAGCAGUAUUCAACUUUUCGGAUAAAAUCAAAACACAAAGACAUCAACGAUAAUCGUAUACUAGACGCGAACGACGAUGAAUACUAGAUGGGACAUAUCAGGACGCCGAUUACUACUACUGCAACUCAUUAUUCUCACUGCUAUGCUAUGAGUACACAGUACAUAGUAGAAGUAGUAGUAGUAGUAGUAAUCAAACAUGUUGUGGCAGAAACGGACAGGCAACAACAUUAUUUAACCCCCCCUCCCCCAAU
Messenger RNA from Zychaea mexicana, 1367 nucleotides. RefSeq names its product velvet factor-domain-containing protein. NCBI's taxonomy places the organism in Eukaryota, Fungi, Mucoromycota, Mucoromycetes, Mucorales, Lichtheimiaceae. Bases 261 to 1115 code for a protein of 284 amino acids. The record is from RefSeq and is a predicted model, not a curated record. The transcript is spliced from 5 exons.